UAUAAACAGCGCUGGCUCAGAUAUAUAAAAGGCCCGACAUAGAAGUCACCACCAAAACUCCAACCCAACACUGCUCUCAACCCAACUCCUGACACCAUGGCCUGCUGCUCCACCAGCUUCUGUGGAUUUCCCAGCUGCUCCACUGCUGGAACCUGUGACUCCAGUUGCUGCCGGCCAAGCUUCUGCCAGACCAGCUGUGGCAUCGGCGGUGGCAUCAGUGGUGGCCAAGAGGGCGGCUACGGAGCUGUGAGCUCCCGCACCAGGUGGUGCCGCCCUGACAGCCGUGUGGAGGGCACCUCCCUGCCUCCCUGCUGCGUGGUGAGCUGCACCCCCCCAUCCUGCUGCCAGCUGCACCAUGCCCAGGCCUCCUGCUGCCGCCCAUCCUACUGUGGACAGUCCUGCUGCCGCCCAGCCUGCUGCUGCCAGCCCACCUGCUGUGUGCCCACCUGCUAAAAGCCAGGCUGCUGAUUUUCAAUUGCCCAGGACACAGUAUCUCUGAACACUUAAUAUCCUCAACCCACCCCUGGACCACUAACAAGUUCUUAGACUUCCAUUUGGAUUUUUGUUCUCAGGGCUACCAGGUAUGUGAGUUCUAUCUGAUUCCAUUCUACAAUGAAUAGCCUGACUCUCCACUGAGGACACAGAAAUGCUGGAACCCACCUCCUGAUCAUCAAAUUACUUUGAAUAUACUAUUUCUGAUUUUCCUGCAGGAUUGAAAAUUACUGUCAUAUUGUGGAAUUUAUGCUUGAGAACUGUCCACAAGUCUAAUUUUUCCCUACUUUAUGAUCUAUUUUUAGCUUCUGUUUCCCUAAAAAUUUUUUCAACUUCAAAGGCACCGGAGUAUAAUCAAGCAACUUUCCUCAGAUGUCACCAGAGAAAACUGAAGCUCUUCACCCAACAUUCAACUUUUAAGAAGUAGGCUAGACUUUCCCAUAUUUCAACAUCUGAUUCCAUCCUUUUUUUUUAUCAUAAUGAUCUUGCCUGUUGGCUAUUUCAAUUAUAUCUGUGAUACAGCGUCUUCUGUCAUUUCUUAAUAAAUAUUAUACACUAGGCAAAGAAA
Messenger RNA from Equus quagga, 1060 nucleotides. Its product is annotated as keratin, high-sulfur matrix protein, B2C-like. The coding region runs from base 97 to 453 and encodes 118 amino acids. The transcript has a single exon. Lineage: Eukaryota; Metazoa; Chordata; Mammalia; Perissodactyla; Equidae. The record is from RefSeq and is a predicted model, not a curated record. Gene Ontology annotation, cellular component: keratin filament.